Molecule: messenger RNA, 2401 nt
Organism: Anopheles moucheti
Lineage: Eukaryota; Metazoa; Arthropoda; Insecta; Diptera; Culicidae
Gene: egr
Product: protein eiger
Exons: 7
Coding region: 285-1829 (514 amino acids)
Biological process (GO): immune response
Cellular component (GO): membrane
Molecular function (GO): receptor ligand activity; tumor necrosis factor receptor binding
Source: RefSeq, a predicted model, not a curated record
UCUUGCCGACGCCCUAUCCCGCGUAAAGAAAGUUUCCGUUUUCAACGAAAGUGACGCACGGCGCUCGAGUUUCGCAUCGCGCCAAGCGUGCCGCGCCGAACGCACCAAAUAGAACGUGAUAGAACAAAGCGAACAACAGUGCGCGGGUUUUAGCAAUAAGCGAUUUUUUUUGUUUCCUCCUGUUUAUUGUUUGGUGCUAUCUUGCUAUUUCUCUGGUUCGAUGUGUCACAUCGCUUGCUAAGUGUGGUCAUAGGGAUCGAACAGUACUGUACACGGCCUCGACCAUGACGGCGGAAACGCUAAAACCGUUUCUCAAUCUACCGAACACGACGGCCGACGGGCUGAAAGCGCACUGCGCACAAAAGUCCACCGUUAAGCGAGGAUUAGUUGCACUGGGAUGCAUUCUUGCGGCGGCCCUUUGCUGUGCGCUCAUCGGUGUGCAGAUCUGGCAUUUGAAUAAGACGGCCGCACUGCAACAGGAAGUCGACGACCUGAAAAUGCAACUGUACCAACGUGCCCGCGAGUUCACCGAGUACGAGUUUGACAACGACCUGUUUGAUACGGCGGACGAGUACGCGUACGAACCGGAGGAAGACCUCGAUCAGGAUGUGUCCGACGAUGGCCACCGGGAACAGGAAACGAACGAGAGUGGGCUGAUGAGCAGUGGCAUGCAGGACGAGGAUAUGGAGGAUAACGAGGAGAGGGAAAACCUUGGGCUCGAGGAUCUGAGGGAAACGAACGAAGACGACGACAUUACCAUCGAUGACGGUGUGGACACAAUUGUGCCCGGUGGCGUCCGUCGGGCACGGUCCAUUUCCGGUGUUACACGGCAGGGUGUGCCGAUUGUCGAUGAACCGUACGUACCGAGGCGGAACCGUACCCGGCAUCCGCACCGGAUCUACGAGCAACUGCGCCAACGGCCGGAAGAGCUGGUCACACCACCGUCCUCGGGGGAAAUGUUCCGAUGGGACGUCGAAAAUCGCAAAACUCACUCAGCCUCCCGCCAACAGUCGUACGGCACUAUCAGUAUCAGACCGUACCAGCAUGAAGUACAUAAUCAACGAGAACAUCACAGCACCACCCCGAUGCCUGUGGCGUAUGGAUCACGUGCGGACGUAAGACAUCACUCACGCAACGAGCUGGAUGCCGGAAACCCAACAAAACCGCCGGCACCAAUGCUGAACCGAAUGAGCCGCGUCCAGGCGACCGGUGAAAGCAUGCGAAAACAACUGCAGCAGACACAACGAUUCCCCAAGGUGGUUGGCAAUCCUGGAACACAGAAGGAAAUCGUAAUGGCACCGGAAUCACGCGUCCGUUUGCGUCAGCGCAAAACCGGCGCUGCCCAGUCGGGCGAACCGUUGGCCAAAGGUGUGCACCUGGUGAAGGUAACCAGCGGUGGUGUUUUCCACCGAAACAAUCGCCACCGCGACUGGACCGCGAAGGAUGACGCGAGCAAGCAGGCCUUACAGACGGGUCAAACGUUUGCCUUCGACGGUGAGCAGCUUACCGUCAAAGAGCCCGGCCUGUACUACGUUUAUGCGCAGGUGACCUACAGCAACCAGUUCAACACGAACGGCUUCAAGGUGUUGGUGAAUGGAAACAAGCAUCUUUCCUGCGCCGUGCACUCGGUGGGUGAAAACACCAACACCUGCUUUACGGCGGGUAUUACCGAAAUUCCCAACUACAGCACAACCAUCGCGAUCGAGGACGUUGAUCAUGGCCGGGAGCAUGUCAUGUACCCGGAGAAGACGUUCUUUGGCGUGUUUAAGAUUGGCCGGCUAGCGCAAACGGGCGCCCUCCGACAUCGUUCCGCGCGGAAGGUGGUUUAAGCGCCGUUUGCCAUCGAAAAUGAAGCCACUUCGAUGGAGCACAUGAUUGCAUGAAACUGUAUGUUGGCAUGAGUACCUGUGAGCGUGGCGGUGGUGAUGGUGGAGAUGAGAUGCAAAGGUGCAAUGAAACAGAAGGCCAAUUAUUAUACAUUACUGUACCCAGCAAUGGUCACCAGAAUGGCCAGCAAAACGUAGCAUGUUCCACCAUAAAUGUAUUUAUUUCCCUUUCCCUCCCUUCCACCCCUCACAACCCUUUCUUCCUGCGUGUGUAUGUGUGAGGUUUUUAAAAUACUAAAAUCCAUAUCGUUAAGCAGUAGGUGCAUUGUAACAUUGUCUAUCGCCAUUUAUUUGCAUGCUGUAACGGUUCGUCCUCCUAGCCGUGCCGACCGUUUUUUUUUUUUUUUGGGGGGGGGGGACAAAAAUCCGACACCCUUAAUCCGACCGGAUGCAAUUCUACCGUGUUCUGCACCGCAACCCGAUACCCGUUUGUCGGCACGGAAAAUGCUUUGUGAUAAUGUUAUAGCACGUGCGCCCGUGCUGAGCGACGGAUCGGUCCAACAGUCACGGAUUGC